AAGUGAUCCGUGAUAUAAACAGCUGUCUGUAGUUUUGUGCGCAAAGUAGAGUUUGAAUUUCACGUGUAUUUAGGAAGUUUAGGAAGGUCUUUUGCUAUCAUGUCGUACGCUAAUGACGAUUAUGUAGAGAGUUAUGACAUGUAUGGAUAUAAUGGUGCAUUGGACUAUGAUAACCACCCAGGGGAACCCCAUACAGACUCCGAUUAUGAUCGGCAGAGCUAUAAUCUUCCUGAGACGGUGAAGAAGUUCUUGACAUACUUCCGGAAUUGCAUCAGUGAAGGCUUAAUAUUUGAAAUCCAGAAUUUGUACGAGAGCUCGUUUCCAAAGCUGACAGAACAGUAUUUUGAGAAGAAGCCGUGGCCUGAGGAAUCAGAGGUUGCACAUUUGGUGGACAAUGAUCAGGUGUUCUUAAUCCUCUAUAAAGAAUUAUACUUCCGGCACAUAUAUGCUCGUGUGUCUGGUUGCCCAACCUUUGAACAAAGGUUCAAUUCAUUCUACAAUUACUGUGACUUGUUCAACUACAUACUGAGUGCUGAUCAGCCAGUUCCAUUGGAGUUACCAGAUCAGUGGUUGUGGGAAUUGGUAGAUGAGUUUGUGUACCAGUUCCAGUCUUUUACACAGUUUCGUGCCCGUAUUCAGAAGAAAACUCCGGAAGAACUAGAAAACCUCCAUAAGCAGAGUAAGGUGUGGAAUGUGCUGUGCGUUCUGAAUGUUCUCCACUCCUUGAUUGACAAGUCCAACAUUAAACGUCAACUGGAAGUAUAUGCUAGUGGUGGUGAUCCUGAUUCUGUAGCAGGAGAUUUUGGACGACAUUCUUUGUACAAGAUGCUCGGUUACUUCAGUCUGGUGGGACUCUUGAGACUCCAUUCCCUUCUUUGUGACUACUAUCAGGCCAUAAAAGUGUUGGAAAAUAUUGAACUGAACAAGAAGAGUCAGUAUUCUCAUGUGCCAGCAUGCCAGAUAUCAACAUCCUAUUAUGUUGGAUUUGCAUACAUGAUGAUGAGAAGGUAUUCAGAUGCAAUUCGAACUUUCAGUUCCAUUUUGUUGUACAUCCAGCGUACAAAGCAGCUCUUCCAGAGUCGCACAUACCAGAAUGAUCAGAUUAACAAGCAGACUGAGCAGAUGUAUCAUCUGUUAGCAAUUUGCUUAGUCCUUCAUCCUCAGUGCAUUGAUGAGUCAAUACAUCAAGUGUUACGAGAGAAGAACUACCAUGAGAAAAUGUACAAGAUGCAAUAUGGGGAACUCAGUGAGUUUGAGUCAUGUUUCCUCUUUGCUUGUCCAAAAUUUCUGUCACCUACCCCACCACCACUAGAUGCUGAUGCAGAUUAUGAUUAUGUAAAGGAAGCCAUCAGACAUCAGGCUGAAGUCUUCAUGGAUGAAGUCCGCCAGCAGAAGAUGCUGCCUACAAUCAGAAGUUACUUGAAGCUGUAUACAACACUGCCGUUGUCAAAACUAGCCACAUUUAUGGGUCCAGGCCCAAGUCAAGAUGAGAAUAGGGAUUUGAAGAAAGAGAUUGACGCAUUGAUCAUCCAUCUUCUGUGUUUCAAGCACAAGAUGAAAAAUGUUGUAUGGACAAAGGGAACAUCAGGGCUUGAAGGGAAGUUCCAGUCUGGAUCUGAGUUGGAUUUCUACAUUGACCAUGAAAUGAUCCAUAUAGCAGAUACAAAGGUGGCUCAUCGUUAUGGUGACUUUUUUAUUCGGAAGAUUCUGAAGUUUGAGGACUUGAAUCGUAAACUCCACAUGAUCAAGAUCUAAAUGUGACACAGAAAGAGCUGCUGAAAUGUUUGAGGUUCAAGAAAAUAUGUUUUUAAUGUAGUAGUAUGAUGCAUAAGAAGUUCUCAUGUUUAAUCUUUUGCUUUAUAAUACAGUUCUGUUCUUGCAUUUCAUAAGCUCUUGCCUUUUUACGCAUGAUGUUGCGAUGUUUGGAUGUGCUGGAAAGUGCUACUGUAAUUCAAUAGAAUGCAAUGAAGUUACACAUAUUUCUGUUUUGAAUACUGAAUUGAGGAAAACAUUAAAUGGAAGGAAUUAACACACAGUUGGGAUAAAAGGUUUUCUGUACUUCAGAUAUGGAGGUCAUACAUUAAAGGUCAUAUAAAUGGAAACUUUGAAUCA
This is a messenger RNA of Cryptotermes secundus, 2112 nucleotides long. RefSeq names its product eukaryotic translation initiation factor 3 subunit L (gene eIF3l). Gene Ontology annotation, cellular component: eukaryotic translation initiation factor 3 complex; cytoplasm. The transcript is spliced from 11 exons. The record is from RefSeq and is a predicted model, not a curated record. Gene Ontology annotation, molecular function: translation initiation factor activity. Bases 100 to 1755 code for a protein of 551 amino acids. NCBI's taxonomy places the organism in Eukaryota, Metazoa, Arthropoda, Insecta, Blattodea, Kalotermitidae. Gene Ontology annotation, biological process: translational initiation.